Molecule: messenger RNA, 5311 nt
Organism: Mauremys reevesii (Reeves's turtle)
Lineage: Eukaryota; Metazoa; Chordata; Testudines; Geoemydidae
Gene: HS2ST1
Product: heparan sulfate 2-O-sulfotransferase 1
Exons: 7
Coding region: 191-1282 (363 amino acids)
Cellular component (GO): membrane
Molecular function (GO): heparan sulfate 2-sulfotransferase activity
Source: RefSeq, a predicted model, not a curated record
GGGCGGCUGAGACAGUGCUGGCGGGGGGGCCUCUGGAGGGAUGUGAGAGCCGUGUGUCUCCCUCCGUGCGCGCUCACUGCCACCCUCGCGCGCUGCGUCCCUGCGGCCCGGCUGAGGCUCCCCUCGGCCUCUCCGGCCGGGCCCCACGUUAUGUCGUGAUCCCGGGCGGGCGGCGCUGCUGCUGCUGCUCAUGGGGCUGCUCAGGAUUAUGCUGCCGCCCAAGUUGCAGCUGCUGGCGGUGCUGACGUUCGGGGUGGCCGUGCUCUUCCUGGAGAACCAGAUCCAGAAGCUGGAGGAGUCCCGCGGCAAGCUCGUUUUUCUGUUACUCUUUACAGAAAGAGCUAUUGCAAGACAUGAAGUCAGAGAAAUAGAACAACGUCAUACAAUAGAUGGUCCUCGACAAGAUGCAACACUGGAUGAAGAUGAUGAUGUGGUGAUCAUUUACAACAGAGUACCUAAAACUGCAAGCACAUCCUUCACAAAUAUUGCCUAUGACCUUUGUGCAAAGAACAAAUAUCAUGUUCUGCAUAUCAAUACAACCAAAAAUAAUCCUGUUAUGUCACUGCAAGAUCAGGUGCGAUUUGUGAAGAAUGUAACUUCCUGGAAGGAAAUGAAACCAGGAUUUUAUCAUGGACAUAUAUCUUUCUUGGAUUUUGCAAAAUUUGGUGUUAAAAAGAAACCAAUUUACAUUAAUGUCAUAAGAGAUCCUAUAGAACGACUAGUUUCUUAUUAUUACUUUUUGCGGUUUGGAGAUGAUUACAGACCAGGGCUACGAAGGCGAAAACAGGGGGAUAAAAAGACCUUUGAUGAAUGUGUAGCAGCUGGAGGAUCAGACUGUGCUCCAGAGAAACUUUGGCUUCAAAUUCCAUUCUUCUGUGGCCACAGCUCAGAAUGCUGGAAUGUGGGGAGCAGAUGGGCUUUGGAACAAGCCAAGUACAACCUGAUUAAUGAAUACUUCCUAGUGGGAGUCACUGAAGAGCUUGAAGACUUUAUUAUGUUAUUGGAGGCAACUUUGCCCCAAUUCUUUAGGGGUGCUACAGAACUGUACCGGACAGGAAAAAAGUCUCAUCUUAGGAAAACAACAGAGAAAAAGCUCCCAACAAAAGAAACCAUUGCCAAGCUGCAGCAGUCGGAAAUUUGGAAAAUGGAGAAUGAGUUCUAUGAAUUUGCACUGGAGCAAUUUCAGUUUGUCAGAGCACAUGCAGUUCGGGAAAAAGAUGGAGAAUUGUAUAUUCUGGCUCAAAACUUUUUCUAUGAAAAGAUAUACCCUAAGUCGAACUAAGAACAAGGUAUACUGUUAGAUCAAUGGACUAAACCUUUGGUCACUUUGUCAUCUUAGUUCUCAGCCCUGGAAAAUAGUUUGCUGGUAGACCUCUGAGGCAUUUCUCUCUAGAGCUGAGGAAAGUGGGCUGUGGAUCACACCAAAGGUGUUGGAUACUUGACUUAAGCUUCAGUUCUUUUAUCUAACUAAUAGUUUCAGUGGGUGUUACUACCCUUUCCCUGAAGAAACCUACAUUUUCCUUUACAGAUAUUAACUGCACAGAGGUUCUGGUUGAAAAUACAAACAAAAAAUGCUUCUAUUUAUGCUGUUGUUGAUUCUCAGAGCAAUUUAUUUUCAUUUAAACUUCUAUAAACAAGAAAUCAUUUGUUUUCCCAGCUUCUACAUGGAGAUUUUGGUUGUAUACAAUUAUGAAUAGUGUUAAUAACUGGUUGACAUCUGUGCUUUGUUUUUGUGAGUCACGUUACAUGAUAUUCAUUGGAAUGAUCAAUCGUGUUCUGCUAAGAAAUGCUGAUGCUGGAUUUGCCCAUAUAUAUAUAAAUGUGGUUUUAUUAAAAAGAAAAGUUAUAACUAAUCAUUAGUGUUUUUAAAAAUAAUUUCCAUAUUAAUAUUGUAAAAAGAGAAUCAAGGCAGUAUUUCCUUUUCCUCCCUCACCCCAACUGCCACUGAAGUUGGGAAAAUUCUGCAAAGAAAGUUGGCAUUGCCUGCAGUUUUAGUUAAUGCUUAUACAUCAGUAUAAAAAAAACCCUAGUAAAUUCAAUAUCAAGUUGCUCCAUGGAUUCUUUGUAAUGACUGUAAACUGAGAUAUUGGUGAAUCCAUAUUAUGACUCCAUUAGUGAGCUGUGAUAUGGUUUGGGUUUUCCUACUUCUUCUAUACUUUUACCUGUAGAAUAUUUUUACUAAGGUGCUUUAUAAUGUGUUUUAAAGCAUUGCAUUUACAAAAGGAGUAAAAUGCUGUAAAUACUGCAUAUUUUAUGUAUUUGGACCAAAAGGUUACAAGUAAUUAGAUGAAAGUGGUUUUUGCACCAGUUUUGUUACAUGUGAAGUAAAAACCAUCUCAUCUGAUGUUCGGCUUCCUAUUUUAGUUAACUGUUGGACAUCACUGAAAUGCACUUCAAUGACUUCUACAACUUUACUAACAAAAUCAAAAGUUUGGUUGAGACACGUUGAACUUGACAUAAAUGUGUUUAUGUAACCGCCUUACAUCACUAUUGUAAACUUGUAUGAUUUGCCGUUAUUAGCAGCUUGAAACACCUGGUAGAUUAAAUGUAGUUGAGAUUAGUGAACAGGCGUUUGGGUACUGGGGACACUGUGUUUUAACAAACUGCAGUGAAUACCUACAUGUAACUUUUUUAAAAAUCACAGUAAUUACCCCUUUUUUCACCUUCAGUUUAUAAAAAUUAGUUUCCCUGGGUUUGAUUGGGGUGGGGAGAAGGAGAUAAUGUGACAUGUAUUUGAAUCCCUAAGGAUGGUGCUUAAAACAAUAGUGUAAAGUUAUUAAGAUGGAGUUUCUUUAAUGCAUUUGUUUUUUGUAAUAUGAAAAUGAUUGGGAGUUGAAAAUCAUGUGUACAUUGGAUGUUUGCUGCCAAAAACGCAAUGAUCCAAUUAUGAAAGGAUUAAUUGAUACUGUCCAGUACUAAUUUUAAAUUUGCUUUACUAUCCUUUGGACCUUCCUCUUUUGAGAUUUAAAAAACCCCACUUUUCUCUAUUAGCUGUUCUCCUCAAUUAGGUACUGGUGGGUUUUCCUUUCUGAUUACUGAUUUAUGUAGCAUGCACCGGACAGGAUUUUGCUUGAUUCCUUUCCCGUGUAUCAGCUUCAUUAAUGAUGCCAACACAUCACUGGGGAACAGGAUUUGCUACUUGAUUUAUGUUUCUUCUACUAUCUGGUUGUCUAGCUGGACAAGAAGUACUGGAGAGUCAUCAUAGAGUGGCUAUUGCAGUUCUGAAAUUUUCUGUUUAGACUGGUAAAUUUUGGAAAUACAGUGGAUAUUUAUCAUUAAAAAAAAUGAACGUUUUUAGGGCAGAUCACAUUUUGUCCCCCAUAUAAUUUGGUUUUAUUUGCUUAAAGCACCUUAUUUUCUUGAUCCUUUUGUAAAAUUUUCAGAAUAUCUCUGAACAAAGAUACAAAGUGAAAACACAGUACCCAAGUAGCUAACGAAAUAGGGCAUUUAAACAUACAAACAAAUGCCUUAGUUUGAGAAGAAAACUAUGGGUGAAAUCCUGGCCCUGCUGAAAUCAGUGGAAGUUUUGCCUGGAUAUAAUCAUAUAAAUAUAGUUUUUGAACUUCUGCUCCUCUUCUGCCAAUAAUCAUCUUAAAAAUAGAUUAAAUGUCUCCAUUUUAAAGGAGACAUUUAUUUUUCAUAGUUCAAAUCAUGGAAAAAAUAUUUUAUUUCCUCACAUAAUAAUAUAACUCCUGUCCCCUACUUGCUGUGAAUUGAUAAAAUUGAGAGUGGUGAUACAGAAAUAUGCAUCUCUUUAGAAACUUACUAAUUUAAAAAUAUUAAUUCAACAUAUUACAUUUUGGGGUAGAGGAGGAAUCACAAUUGUGGCUACUUUUAUAUCAUAUGAAAUAAUUCAUUCAGAGUAUUUUAAAAUCCUUUGACCUCAAACUUCUGCUUCUUAAAGGGAUAACCAACUUUACACAUUUUUAAUAACCUACUCUAUUCUUGUAUUCUGUAAUUCUCCAAAUCACAGGUUAUUAAAAGUAAUUUACAGUGUAUAAGUGACAAUUUGUCUCAAUACUUUUCCCCUAAUGAGUCCAGUGAAAUUUAGUGACUUGCAGAUGGUGUGAUCAUUGGACUUGAUUAUGCAGCCUUUUGCAUGCACAUCUCACAUUGAAGUCAAUGGGGGCUGUAUGCAAAGGUAGCAGGAAGAGAUUUGCUUUAUGGGAGCAAUUUGGGGUGAAAUUCUGGCCCUUUAAAGUCAGUGGGAGCUCUGCCAUUGACUUUAAUGUUGCCAGGAUUUCACCCUUUGUGUUCAUGCACAAUAUUUAAAAUAUUUUAGGAAAUGGAAGCCCCAAAAUCAAUGCUGUGUACAGUGCGUGCAUUUAUGUUCAAAUAGUCUGUUUAUUAUACACAUCAUGAAUUCCUCUGAGAUAAUUUAAAACAGGAAUCACAGUUUAUACUUUUAGAAUGUAGCAAAGGAGAAGCAGUCCGUCUGGGAGUUUGGAAUGCUUUUCCUAGAUGUUUCACAUUUCUUAAGAUGUUCAGCUGCUUCUGCGUUCCAGUAGUAUACAUUUGCCUACUAUAAUCUUACAUUAGUGCUGUUUAUGUCAAGGGAGGUCCAAUUGCUAUUACAUUUUUGCAUCAAUUUCACUGAUAUUGAAAAAGUAUGUAUAAAAAGAGAUGUUUGUGAUGCUGUCUAAACUAUGCUGCUUAGGCAGCCAGAUGAAAAACCUGUUUCAAAGUGCACUGCCAGCUUAGCUCUUUAAAAGUGGAGCUUAUUUUAAGACUACUGGAGAUCAGACUUGCAGAAAUUGUAAUGGGUGAUUAGUUGUUGGGAUAUAUUAUGUACUUUAAGCCCAUGCAGCUAUGUAACCCUUGCAGCGCUAUUUAUAAAUUGAGCCCUCUUUGUGAAGACUUUGAUAGCACAUACGGUACUUAUAAAUGUGUUUAGACACUUGUACUGUCUAAUACUAGAUCAGAAAUUUUCUGUAGCUUCUGUAUUAAGAGAGUUAGGUUUGUGAGCAUCUCUAAAGCAGUACUGAAUGUAAUUUUGAGAAACAUGGAUUGUGCCUCAUGACUUUUACUUUUUAACUACACACACACACACACACACACACACACACACAGCUAAAUAGUGCCUUUUUUCCUCACAAUCCAUGUUGAAGAUGCUCACUCCUGCUCUUUUUCCUCUCUCUCCAUAUAUUGAUUCAUUUGUGCAAUAUUAUCCCAAUGUGAAAUCAUUUUGUCACAUUUGUUUGAGAUAAUUUACUCAAUUUUCCUCACUAUCAUGCCAGCUUCUGCUGUUGAAGUGUUGAUUACUGAUGCAAAUGCUAUAAAAUAAAACACCCAGUGGGAAGGGGAAAAAACA